Messenger RNA from Drosophila albomicans, 5493 nucleotides. Its product is annotated as centrosomal protein of 290 kDa-like. Lineage: Eukaryota; Metazoa; Arthropoda; Insecta; Diptera; Drosophilidae. The coding region runs from base 2075 to 5407 and encodes 1110 amino acids. Gene Ontology annotation, biological process: centrosome cycle; establishment of cell polarity; neuron migration. Gene Ontology annotation, cellular component: centrosome; centriole. The record is from RefSeq and is a predicted model, not a curated record. The transcript is spliced from 8 exons.
UUUUUUUCAUGCAGGUCAAGUUUAAUAUUUACCUGCAACCCACACAGUUGAAGUGUAUUGUUGUGCCUGCAGAAAAUGUAAGUAUGUAUGUAAUAGGCAAAUCGAGGCAUCUCCGAUCCCAUAAAAUAUAUAUGUAUACCUCUGAUUGAGCACCUAGAUCUGAGAGACUAUUAGAGAUAAAUAUAUAUAUUUCGUUAGCAGUACUUACAAAUGUUUGCACACUGAUCAAGUUUGUUUACAAUUUUUAAAAUGCCCUCCGCCACAAAUCGAUAAAAAUCAAAUAACAAGCCUAAUUUUAAAGAUAGAUAAUUUUGGUGUAUACAAUAAUAUAGUUUUUUGAGUCCUGAGAAUUUAAUUGCAAUCAGAUAAAAAUUGUGGAAUGUAUUAAAGAAAUACUUUUGUAUUGGCAAAAACGCCUACUUCUAGGGGUCUUAUCAAGAAUAUAUAUACUUUAUAGGGUCGGAGAUGCCUCCUUCUUCUACCUGUUACAUACAUUUACUGCCGGCACAAAGUUAUAAUACCCUUCUAGCGGGUAGCGGGUAUAAAAAGGGUUUCCUAUGUUAUAUCCGUUAGAUAAGGGAGCAGAGCUAUUAAAAUUGAGUAAUAUUUUUAAUUUAAUAUUUUUAUUCAUUUUGGGAUAAUGCUUCAUUUGGAUGUGAACAUCUUUUUCCUACUUUUGCCAAAACUUUAAAAUUGUAUUUGAAAUUAGUAGGUAUGCUCUGAAUUAGGUGUAACUACAUGUAAAUAAUUCUUUACGCAAUUUUUAUCUUUAAUUGGUUCAUUUGACAUUGCUCAGGCUUGGCGAAGCAGUUCAUUUAUUUUAGUAAAAAUGCAUUGAGCUAUAGGAAAAAUUUCAUCUAGUAAAGCUUAAAAGUUGUGAACAAAUUGUGACCUAUCCUUCUAGACCUUUUAAUUUUAAAAUAAGAGCAAUUUUCGGUUUUCACCAUUAUGAAUAUUAAUUGAAGUCAUGGUUUAGUUAAUAGGUUGCUGUCUGAAGUUUAGAUAUAUUCUAAUUGACCUUGUUAUGCGCAAAAGUUUAUUUCUACACGUCGAAUUCUCCAGCUUUUUUGAGCAGUCUACAAGUAAAUUAUAUAUACUAAUUUGUGAAUGUUUACGAAUGGAUUCCCUUGCAAGGCUGUCAAUAUACUAAUUAUGCAACAUAAAAUAGACAGUUCUCAUUGUAACUGUCAAUAGCAACUCUUGUGCAUUUAUAAACAAAGUCUGAAACACGCAGGACAGUUCAUCGUGUUAUAUUUAGGUUUUCUGGCAAUGAAUAAAACGUGUUUGGCCUCAUUUCAGAUUUGAGUUGAACAACCGGUGUAGAGUUUUGUGGCUGGCAAUAAGACAUAACCCAAUAUUGUUCAUACUUUCAAUACAUUGGUGGCGACAAACGUCGUUUUAAGCUAUCGAUCAAACAGUCGAACCGCGAAAUUGUUGCCCAGCGGUGCCCCAGGCAAUGAUUCCGUUUAUGUGUGGCACUGCGACCCCUCUUGGUUGUACCACUGUCAAUGCAAAUCGUUUACAACAAAACUGUAAACAUUAUCCUAUGGAAUUUCUGGCAGGGCACGUCGUGGCACCAAACACAUUAAAAGCACACUAAGCUACAAAUGUACAAACAUAUAUAUAUAUACACUUACAUAGGGCCUUAAACCAGCCACUCCCCUUGGUUGUUAGCCGCUAUAUGUCGAGAAUUUUUGUUGAAAACCCGAGUCUAUAAAAGCUUUGACUUCUGAACGCGGCCGUUUUAGUUAAACUUCAACGCGUUUCAACGUCUUGUCUUCCAGUCGCUUCGCCGUUUUGUGGCGCUUUCCUCCUGUCGCGGCCGCGUCCUAACCGCAUCCUGUGGCUUACUCAAAGAAACAAUUAAAGCAUAAUCGCAAAGCGGAAGGAAGUGCAUUCCGCAAGUACUUUCCUUCAUUUGACGUUGCAUGCAAGUCAAGCAGUGAAACAGUCAAAUUUGCAAAAGAAAAACGCAGUAAAGUUUUGAAGACUGCAUUUGUUUCUGCCUUUUUUCCUUUUUGAGACCUAGUUGUUUUGUUUGUAUUUCUAUGUUGGCCCCGUUGCCACUUGUAAAAUGAAAACUGAAAAUUUGUUCAAGUACGGCGCCCCUUUGUACAACUUGAAAAGUACUCGCGCUCAUUCACAGUCCAAACCGCAGAGUGUUGGCAACGCUAAUUUGACAUCGCUACUGACAACUGGCAAUUUGCAAACUCUGACGCAAAACCGCGGAUCAGGGUACUCCGAUAGGGAGAGUAUCUGCAGCGUCAGCAGUGCAGCUGGCCGAGUUAAACGUCGGUCCAGGAACUUCUCGAUGAAGUCCUCGAAGGGCAUUAGUAAGAAGUCCAAGACCAUGGAUUAUACCAAUUAUGCGUAUAAUGAGGCUGUGGGUCGCCUGAAGGUAAUGCUGGCGGAUAACUCGUAUGUAGCUACGCCCAAAGUUGUUGGCAGUGCCUCCUACCUGCGCAAUUUCAAUGAGGAUUCAGGCGAUAACUUCUCGGAUAAUUUAUCGGUUAUUGAACGUCCCGUCUUCUCGGACAUUUCGAAGUAUCUGUCACCCAGCCAGAAGUCGCGGAUGAGCACUUAUCGUCCGAAGAAGAGCUACACUGCGGGCUAUCUCUCCGCUUCGAAGGAGAACCUAGCUAGUGCUCCCUCUACCUUUCCAAGCAACGUGCCAGUGACCACAAUGCCCACCGACAGCGUUCAAGCUCCAGUCGAAAUCUUUAAUUUUAUUGAGAAACAAGAGGAUUACAUAGAGCAAUUGGAGAAGGAGUCCAAGUACUGUCGCAACGAGUUGACCAAUUUACUCGGUAAGGUCAAGGAUGUCAUUAAUGAGAAUGAAAACUUAACAGAAAAUGCGCGUAGCGAGUUAGCGGCUCUUGGCAGUGGCACAGCAAAACCAUUAGCUCAACAAGUACCGAUUACCACUACCAGUCCGUCUUCGGAUAGCGAUGAGCACUUGAUUUAUGCCGGUCGCAAGACUCCCAGCACCCCGCGAAAGGCUACUUUGAAAGUACAACCUCCACGUUACGCCAGUGCUCCCAACAUUGUCUAUGAAGCUCGCAUUAGUGAAUUGGAAGCCGAAUUAAUGCAGGCUAACAUAGAUUUGAAGCGCGUUAAAACCGAAAAUGAUGAGCUUAAAAGAAAGAUAGCUCACACGGAUCCGCUCAGCGCUGUUGCCACAUUGGGAAGUGUCAACUGUGACACUCAUCGAAAGCAGCUGGAGUUACUGCAACAGGACAAAUCGACUCUUGAGGAGUCUGUGCGUCAGCUGCAAAGGAUGCUCGACGAUGCUAAAUCGCAGCAUCACAACAGUGCCAGCUCCAAGCGCUACAUAAGCGAUCUCGUGCAAAUGGAACGCUCUCAAGCGGAGUUGGAGGUUAGACAUCUUCGGGAUGAACUGGAUAGACAGCACGAGCGUGUGCGGGAGCUGCAACACGAGAUGGCCCGGCGAUUGGCGGAUGAACGAGCAAGCGCUGAGCGACGGUACAAUAGCCAAGUGGAUCAGCUGGGCGGGGAUCUGAGCAGCCAGUGGGAGCAGGUGGCAAAGCUGCAGAUGGAUCUGGAGCGUCAGAAACGCUACGAAACCGAUCUAAAGCGCGAUGUGGCCAAUCGUAAUUCUCAGAUCGAGGAGCUGAACCUGGAGUUGCGCGGCAACCGGACCACAUUCCUGGCAGACAUGGCACAGGUCAAUGCAGAGAAGCAAUCGCUAGAACAGGAGAUUACUUCGUUGCGUCUGCAGUUGGAUCGAGCAGCACGUGAGACCAAAACGGAGGCAGCUCGUCUCAAUGCGGAGAUUAAUUCCUUGCGCCAGCGUUUGGAUCGCGGCGAUGCUGAUCUAUUGCAUUCGAAGCGAGAGGUUUUGCGCUUGAACGAUGAAAUUGCAAAUUUGGAGAAGGAGCUCGCUUAUGGAGAGCUAAAGAAUGAAAUACGACCCACCAAAAAGGACUUGGACAAGAGAAUUUCCGAAAUGCAGGAUAAGCAUGCGGAAACGGUGAAUGAACUCGAAGAAAUGAUAACAUCUCAGAAGCAACUCAUGGAUAAACUGACGAAUGAAUGCAAAACGUUAACUGGCAAAUUAGAGGAUACAACAUAUAAGCACAAAGAGGAAAUAUCUGCUUUACAAUCGAAUCUAGAGUAUUUAUCUAACCGAAUGUUGACCAAUGAAGAACAUAUGAGUAAAUUAGAUACCACACCACAUGAUUAUACUAGCUUAGGCACAGGCAAAGCCGCAUACGAUUACCAGCCGUCCACAUAUGGCACAACAAUUGAACCCAUACAAAGCACCCCACAACUACACAACAACGCUGACGACGACUACAAGCCCAGCAGCUCCUACGGUUACGAAGCCACAACGCCGUCAUCGGAACCAACUGCUCCAGUACCAGCAGCACCAGCAGCAUCAGCAUCAGAUAUCCUCGGAGUCGCCAGCAAUACCAACGGCAACUCAGCUGGUGGAUCAACUGCAGCAACGCGCAAGAGCAGCAUCAGCAAUGGUAACGCCAAUCUCUUGCCCGACAGCAGCCACAGUUAUGGACUCAACGAUAACGAUGACGAAAAUCUCAAAGACAACCUUGGCAUGGGGGAAAAGCAGCAGCAACAGCAGCAGCUGCAACAGGAGCUGGAGCAGCAACGUGAACGACAACGCGAACGUGAACGUGAGGAACGAGAUCGAGAGCUACAACAAUUGCGUGAGCAGCGAGAGAAACGUGAACGGGAGCGUGAGCGUGAGCAAACAGAGCAGCAGCAGCAGCAAGCUCAGCACAACCGACGCUACAGCAAUGCCGCUGAGCAGCAACCCAUGCAGCAACCCCAAAAACAACAACAACAACCACAACAACAACCACAACAACAACAGCAGCAGCAACUUAGCGAUGCCAGCGUCUCCAAUGCCGGCAGUGCCAACCUGGCCGCCUACAACACCGACUAUAGUGCCUACGAUCAGCAGCAGUACGAUGCCAGUGCAUACGAUCCUAGCGCAUAUGCACAGCAGCCAUACGAUGCCCAGCAGUAUGGCUACGAUGCCAACGCGGCCUAUGACUACAGCGGGGCCGAUUAUGCCCAGACUGGAUAUCAAUAUGAUGCGACCCCAGAAGCAACCUCAGCCCCUGCCGACCCAACACAGCCGCAGACUCAGCAGCAGGGACAGUAUCAGUCAACAGAGAGAGGCGGGUCGGAUUACAGGAGAUCCUCGCCGCCGACGACGUUGCCGGCAAAUGCCACAUCCCCAACGUCAGCUGCAGCACCAGCAACAGCUGCGACAACAGCAGUCUCCGGUGCCGGAGCGAGCCGCUCACAACCGCGCUCGAGCAGCGGAGCUGUGGGGCCAACAGCUGCAUCUGGAGCACUCGGCGGCAGCAGAUCCACUCUGCCACAACAGUCUGCCCCGGCAGCCGCCGCCAAGAAGUAGCUGGAGUCCAGAGUCGACCGAUCUCACGCCAAUUGAUCCGCUGCAGUUAGAGUUCAGUAUAAGCAGUCCUAGUCUUAUGCGCUCCA